AUGAAAAUUCUAAUUUUUAUUUUUUGUGUCAUUUCGGUAACUUUUGCCGCUAAUUACUGCGACAAAGAGAAAUACUGUAAAUUCUUCAAUGGUCGCGAAUACGAAUUACGCGAUCACAUCGCUUGCCCAGGUGUUGCCAAAAACAUUUGUCCUAAAGGCUCCAAAGCAAUUCCAAUAAAUGCCCUAAAAUCCAUAAUUCUCGAUCGACACAAUAAAUAUCGCAACGACAUUGCAGGCGGAAAAACUUCCGGUUACUCGCCAGCUUCGGGCAUGACUGAGAUGACAUGGGAUGACGAAUUAGCUGAAAUUGCCGCCAAGAACGCCAUGACUUGCAAUUACAAACAUGAUGCUUGUCGCAAUACCGAUAAAUAUCCAAGAGCUGGGCAAAAUCUUGCGAGAAAAUGGAUGUCGGGAUAUUCUACGGACGAUAAGGAAUUCGUUGAAGAAUCAAUUGAUCUUUGGUGGAACGAAUACAAUGAUACCGACCAAGAUGUUAUUGACAGUUUUCGUGACACGGGAGCUAAAAUCGGGCAUUUCACAGUAAUGGCUCAUGAAGGUGCCUAUAAAAUUGGAUGCGCGAUCAGUCAAUAUCCCGAGUCGAGAGUUAUUUCAGGAAAAUAUUGGGAUGGAGUUACACGUUAUUUGGUGUGCAAUUAUGCCAUGACCAAUAUAAUAAAUAAACCAAUUUACAAGAAAGGAAGCCCAAGAAGUGCUUGUAAGGCAGGAAAGUCAAUAAGAUACAGCAAUCUUUGCAGCAGUGCUUAUUAA
Molecule: messenger RNA, 768 nt
Organism: Culicoides brevitarsis
Lineage: Eukaryota; Metazoa; Arthropoda; Insecta; Diptera; Ceratopogonidae
Product: antigen 5 like allergen Cul n 1-like
Exons: 3
Coding region: 1-768 (255 amino acids)
Source: RefSeq, a predicted model, not a curated record